AUGGAAAGAUCGAAUGGUCUAUUCGUAGAUCUUACAGGGGUCUUUGCUGGGAUCGUCUACCAAUCCAUGUGGCGGGUUCGACUUUGUCCUCAGGCGUUAUGCAUAGUAGCGGGGAAUCCUGGCCGUCAUUCGUCGUUGGCGCCGUCUGCCCUGGCAUAUACGCAACACGGCAGCGGCAAGAAAAGUUAUCCCCCCUCCAUCGAGCGAAUGGGCGAACGAAGCCCAACACCACUAGGAUAUAUCCCAUGCAAGCUUUUUCAUUCACUUUAUGUUUCUGCCCCUGAACAAACAGAAGAGCCGUUUGCUUUUUUCGACCUCUGGGUCGCUAAGUGUGGCGGUAAAGUUGAUUUCAAUUCUUUGCUUCUUGAGUUAGAUUUCCCUUCUACCGACUCGACCGAGGGAGCGGCAGAAAUUCUGCAUGUGUACCUGUGGCUGCGUGGAGACAAGAAUAGCCAAUCCGGCUGGCGUAUCCACAGGGAAAAAGAAUCUUGGGCGCCAAAACUCCUUCUCCAGGUGCCCCUCAAAGACGUUUCAAAUGUUGGAUUUCUCGUGUGCAUGCCUGUGGCGUGUCUUGAUAUCAUCUUGGACUGGAGACUGAUAGGCCAGUAG
Messenger RNA from Microsporum canis CBS 113480, 609 nucleotides. RefSeq lists its product as uncharacterized. The record is from RefSeq and is a predicted model, not a curated record. Lineage: Eukaryota; Fungi; Ascomycota; Eurotiomycetes; Onygenales; Arthrodermataceae. The transcript is spliced from 3 exons. The coding region runs from base 1 to 609 and encodes 202 amino acids.